Messenger RNA from Hydractinia symbiolongicarpus, 3476 nucleotides. Its product is annotated as death-associated protein kinase related-like. The transcript has 9 exons. Gene Ontology annotation, biological process: intracellular signal transduction; positive regulation of apoptotic process; protein phosphorylation. NCBI's taxonomy places the organism in Eukaryota, Metazoa, Cnidaria, Hydrozoa, Anthoathecata, Hydractiniidae. The record is from RefSeq and is a predicted model, not a curated record. Gene Ontology annotation, molecular function: ATP binding; protein serine/threonine kinase activity. Gene Ontology annotation, cellular component: nucleus. Bases 255 to 3236 code for a protein of 993 amino acids.
UCUCCAUCAUAAAACGACCCAUUGCUCACUUGCUGUGGGAAGGACCCCACUUGGAUAAACAAGAGAGGAGUAAGCUGAGCUUAGUACUUGCAGUAUUUCUUCGUGAAGAUUUGAUGUUUUGUCAAUGCCAAUCUAUAACUUCACACUGUAUUUUACACACUGAUUACAGAGAACCGUUUUUUUCUCGAAGUGCAUUGUUUGUGUGGUAAUCAAUAAAGAGUCCAUGUUUGACGAUCAACAAAUCGAUACAAAAAAUGCAGCACAUAGAGGAUUUGGUCAACAAAACCGAAUCUUAUGAUAAGCACUACGAUGUCCUUAAUGAAUUAGGAAGGGGUCGCUUUGCAGUUGUGAAGAAAUGCACGUGCAAGAAAACAGGAAAACAUUAUGCUGCUAAGGUUAUAAAAAAAUCAAGAACAAACAGUCAUGGACGGAGUGGGAGAGAGCAAUUACUUUUAGAAAUUGACAUUUUAAAUCAAUCCAAUCACCCAAAAAUGGUUCGAUUAUAUAAUGUGUUUGAGACACGUACUGAAAUGCAGCUUAUAUUGGAAUUUGCUGCGGGCGGAGAUUUACACAGACAUUGCAUCGAAGGAGAUGUUGCACGAACUGAGAAGGAAAUAUGUUAUUUAAUUCGUCAAAUCUGCGAAGCUGUUCGCUACUUACACGAUCAAAAUAUUGUUCAUCUUGAUCUUAAGCCAGACAACAUUUUACUGGCUAAACAUUCAGAGGUGUUCCCUGAAAUCAGACUUAUAGAUUUUGGAUUGUCUCGUCGACUCGAUGUCCCAUACAGUCAGUUUGAUAUUGUUGGUACACCAGAAUAUGUUGCACCAGAAGUUUUGGCGUAUGAACCGAUUGAUUAUGGUUCUGAUAUGUGGAGUGUCGGCGUCGUUACUUAUGUCUUGUUAAGUGGUAUCUCUCCGUUUGCUGGUGACGAUGUUAUGGAAACUUACUCAAAUAUCGGCAUGGUUGAAUAUGAUUUUGACUGCGAAGAAUUUGACGAUAUAUCUGAUGACGCCAUUGACUUCAUAGAGAAGUUAUUAAUACGGCAGCCAAAGAAGCGGAUGAGUGCUUGCGAAGCGUUGGAGCAUUCUUGGUUAAAACAACUAGAAGGCGGAUUGACAGCAGAAGAUGUCAUCCAAGCUCAACAUAUACAGUUGGAAAAACCAGAGGAUGUUGUGAUCUCGCCUCUCGUAGAAGACGAAUACCCUUCCUCUAGCGAGAGUGAAACACCGUUAGAGAAAUCGACCGAAAUUUUAAAGGAUAAAACGAGUGACAGUGUCGCUAGUGACAAAAAAGAAGAAAAAAAUGAGAAAGAAACGAAUAUAGAUACUGCUGCCGAAAAUGAAACGAGUUUUGUUGAUAAAAGCGAGCCGGGUCCUGUUGGUGAGGAUGAACCGAAUUCUGUUAACGAGAAUGAGUCGACUUCUGUUAGCGGGAAUGAGUCGACAUCUGUUAUCGAAAAGGCACCAAGUUCCGUUAGUAAUAGCAAACCAAGUCCUGUUGCUAACAGCGAAACGGACGCUAAGAUAACCAGCGAAGCCAAAGAAAAUAUUGACGAUAAUAAAUCAAAGAACGAAAAAACGAUUCCAAAAGAAGCUAAAAAAUCAAAAGAAAUGGAAAAAAAAGAAGUUUCUAAGGAAAAUAAUAAAGAAGCAGAGAAUAAAAAAAAGAUUCUAGAAGAUGAAGAGAAUAAAAAAGAGGUCCUAGAAGAAGAGGAGACUCAAGAAGAUAAGGAUGGAAAAAUGGAAGUUGAGAGGGAUUCUGUUCAACAUGUGGACAAAACUACACCUCACACCAGUGAACCCAAAGUUGGAAAAAUCGAGAAAGUAACAAAAAAAACAGAAAUCGUCGAGGAAAAAAAACCUGUUGUUACUUCGAGUGAUAAAUCAUUGCACAAAAACACUGUUAAACCGAUUAGUACUGGCAUGCCUAAGCUUACCGCGUUAGAAAAAAGAAAACAGGCAUUUGAGUUAGCUGCAAAAGCAGAUAGUGUGAAAAACAACAGGACACCGAAUCGUUUUGAAAGACCAUCAAGUGGAAGAACCUCUUCUUCUAGUAGCACGUCCAGCACACCAAGUCGAACGGAAUCUCCCACAAAACUAACAGGGCGUAACUCUCAAAAUGGAAGCAACAAAUCCUCCGCUGAGAGUUCUCCUGUCAUCGCUAGAAAAGAAGAUGUUCAUCGCUCGGCAUCUCCUACAACCACGCCUGCUGUUGGUUCACCGGCUCGGUUGCGUAAAGAAGGUAACAAUCGGGAAGGUGCGAAGUCGCCUGCUGGAAAAUCUAACUUGCAUAAUACAUCUGUACGUGGGAAGAUACCUGGAGGAAUUGCAGCGAAAAUGGCGGGAAAGUUUUCCAACAUGGCUGAGUCAACUCCCGGUAGAAGUUCUCCUAAACCAAUGUUUGUAAAACGAAAUAGUAUGGAAAAAAUGUCUAAACCAACCACACCAACGGAGAGUGGGGAAAAGCAUUUACCAGGAACUUCUGAGAAACAAGAAUCGCAGGUAAAAGAGGAAUUACCAAAGACGAAAAAAACACAUUCGAAAGAAGAAGAUGCGUCAAAAGUUGAGAAGAGCGAGAGCAAUAAAAAAACAGAAUCGCCUAAAAUCGUCCAAUCAAAAACACCAACACAUACAAAUAGUUCAGCUUCUUCAGCAGCGGAUAUAAAGAAUAAUAAUGACACUAAGACCGAGGAUCAGACAAACAAACAACCUUCUGCACUUCCGAAAGAUUUGAAAGUUAGCAUGACUUUAGGUGGUGGAAGUAUGAGUCCAUCUGGAAAGAAGUUGACGGUAGGAAAACUAGUAAGCAGUGCCAGCAAAAAACAACAAGAACAAGACGAGAAGAACGACGAAGCAGAGGAAAAAGAUCGAAAUUCUUCAGAACCGCCGCCCAUGAAACUACAAAUGGGUAAAGGAGGCUCCGUCAAAAUGAAGUUGGGUAUUGGUCGCCCGAACAAGAAACCCGAAACAAACGGGGAUGAUAUACGUGCGCCUAAACUGAAAGAGUUGCGAGGUAAAAGCACGAGCUUAUCACGAAGACGAGCUGAUAGCUCACCAAAUAGCCCACGCAAAAAUUAUCGCCGACUUUAUGUGACGAAAGUUCGUAACUCGAAACUUUACGACCCCGACUUUAAUAUUAUGAACUCCGAAGCGGCGAAAAUUAUGCAGCGUGUCGAUAACGAUGUUUUGCAAGUUGAACUUCGACUGACAUCAACAGAUUUGAAGUUGUUACCAUAAACUUCACGUAAACCCGAACGUUUAAGUACACGAACUGAGAACAGAGAAAACACUGGAAAAAAGAGCUGUUUUUUUAAUUUUUUAUUAUUAUUGGCUGUUCAGAGAGUUAAUUCACUUAUUGAACGUAGCAAAAAAGAAAUAGACGAAACAGUUAUAAGCUAAACAGUUUGGUUUUGUUACGAACUAUUUUUUAUUAUUUUUUUGUAUGUUAUGUAAGUAAAGUUGUAACAGUCACAAUCA